UUCUGAAAUCAUAGAUAUGACAAGCAGAGCUCCCAAUCCAAUUACAAGCCCAGAUGAAUAUUGGAUUUGGCUAGAACAAGUAUGUACGGUUUAUAGCUGUCUGAUACCUGAUGUUCAACAAUUGGUCCGAUUUACAUACAAAACCGAAUGGAUCAUGUGUAAAGAUGAGUUUGUUUUCCCUGAAGCUGUUGAGGGUGGCCAGUGGCCCCCAACCAAAACCUUGACUGAUUGGUUAAAUGUGGAAGCAAAAAAUGCAAUAACCAAAUGUGCACGAAAGCGUGCUGACUUUUCAAAGGUAAUUCACUGCGUUCAAGAAGCAAGAGAGUCAGUGCCGGAAUUCAUCCAGAGAUUCAUACAAACAUGGGAUAUCAAUGCUGGAAUAAAGCGAGAUGAACAUGAAUGUCUCAUGGUGCAAAUUUUUGUGCAAAAUCUAAGACCGAAUGUUCAAGCCGCUUACAAACUAUCAGUCCUUGACUGGAGCACCAACGACUGGAAGUCAACUAUAAACAAAAUAAUGGCUAUGCAUAGGAAUGAUGUUUUCUCCACUGGUAAUAAUGCUCCUAGCUCAAAACAAAUGAUGCAGUAUGUACGACAGCAGGGUGGUCAAAACAAUAACAAAAACAGGGAUAAUCCGAAACGUGGAAAUUGUCACAAAUGCGGUGCAGCGGGACAUUGGGCUAAAGAGUGUAAGAGCGGUCGUCGUCGUCGGAAUAAAUCCAAUAACCAGAACCAACAACAAGCCACUACAUCAUUUCCGGCUCUACCCGCUCCACAAGCGACUACGUCAUUUCCUGCUCUUCCAGCCCCACCCACACAAGCUGCUUACACGCAGCCAACAUAUUACAAUCAAGCAUAGGGAGGCCAUGGAGGGGCGGGAUCAGAACAACCAUUUCAUAUUCAAGCUGCAACUAUUCAACUUUCUAGUAAUCCCGCCGAAGACCCGAUAAUGCCCGUUCAAGUUAACGGAAAUACCGUUGAAAUUUUGGUAGAUAGUGGAGCAACUAUUUCUACUGUAAAAACUGCAGAGCAUGUAUGCACACCUACAUCCAACUUUAUCACCACUGUUGGUGUUUCCGGGGUUCCCAUUGCGGAACCGUUAUCUCAGAGGACUAAAAUAACUGUUGAAGGCUCUGAAGUGAUGCAUUCUUUUCUGAUAUCUGAUAAAAGCCCAAUUAAUCUCAUGGGGAGGGAUCUGCUUUGUAAACUGCAUGCUACUAUUCAGUGCACCCCGGAUGGAUUGUUUUUGACCCUCCCUGAUGAAAAAGCCGCUCUAGCAUUUCAGUUUUUGCAGAGUACGGAAGACAGUUUGUAUUGCUGGGAAUUGAUAGGUUUUAAUAUGCUUCCCAGUUUCACUGUUUCAGAUAUUCAGAAAAUCGCCAAAUCAUCUCCAACAUGUGCAACAUUGAUGUCUACAAUGAGGCCUCUUUUGCAUUGUCAUUGUACUGCAGCAUUUAACCCUUCUGAGCAGUAUAAACAAUCGGUUUCCAGGUUUUUAAAUAAACAAGAGGGGUUAGAAUGUGAACAAUGUUUGUUUGUUGGUCCGCAGGGAUGUGCCAUACCAGUCCAACUAUCUAGUGAACAGCAGAGGUUGUUUAAUGUUGAAAAUUCAUAUCCACAUAUCGUUGUGGCCGUCACACCUGGCUGUGAGCUGAAACACCUUGGAGACAUGGUGGCUCAGUGCCAGGCAUUGAGAGAAGCUGUACCAGCUUCUCAACACCAAACAGUAACAUAUUUAGGGGAGGAACUGUAUAUGUUGUCCUUAGAUGAACAUAUGCAAUUACCGAUGUCUACAUUUGUUACUCACCAGCCGCCUUUUCCCACACAGUAUGGACCUCCUUCUGAAUUGUCUGAGGUUCCACCUAUUUUGUGGGCUAAACAUAAAAAUCAUGUGGGUUUUGUAAAUUCGGCUCCGCCACAUAAAGUCACACUUAAGCCUAAUGCUAAGCUACCUAUGAUUAGACAAUACAAUUUGCCUCACAGAGCUGUAGUAGGAAUUGAAAGUGUUAUUCAGUCUCUAUUGGAUCAAGACGUGCUAGUUCAAACCACCAGCCCAUGUAACACUCCCAUUUUACCAAUUCCCAAAGCAAAUCGCCCUGAUGAAUGGCGGUUCGUGCAGGACCUGCAAGCGAUUAAUAAUAUAGUGGUACCUGCAGCUCCAAUUGUGCCUGACACCAAUUCGAUUUUAGCUUCUUUACCACCUAACUCCACGCACUACACAGUCGUUGAUCUGAGUUCUGCAUUUUUCUCGAUACCGUUGCAUCCAGAUAGCCAGUAUCUGUUUGCAUUUACAUUCAAAGGUAAGCAAUACACUUGGCGACGGUUGCCACAGGGUUUUGUCGAGAGUCCCACGGUGUAUGCAGCGGCGGUAAAAAGAGAUCUAGAUGGGCUCCACCUGCCAGGUGGCUCCACUCUCUUGCAGUACGCUGAUGACCUCCUAAUAGCUUCUCCAUCAAAAGAAGCUUGCCACACAGACUCUAUCUUGCUGCUACAGAGACUGGCCGAGUGUGGUCACAGAGCGUCGCUGGCAAAGUUGCAAUUCUGUCGACCAGAGGUGACAUAUUUGGGUCAUGUUCUGAAGGAUGGACAACGCCUUUUGUCACCGGAGAGGGUGAAACUGCUAGUUAACAUGCCUCCCCCCGCAACCAAGAAACAGAUGCUCUCUUUUCUGGGGAUGGCUAAUUACUGCAGACACUGGAUUUUUGAAUAUGCAACUAUGGACUCUGUUUUGAGAGCCGCCACACUGCAAUCAGCUCCACCCGUGGUACAGUGGACUGAGGAAAUGCACAAAGCCUUUCAAGAUCUGAAAAAUGCUCUCACAAUGGCUCCAGCGUUGGGUUUGCCUGACUAUCAUCAGCCGUUCCAUCUACAUGUGCAUGAGAGAGAUGGCUUCGCCACUGGCAUUCUGGUACAGAAACAUGGUUCUCAUUAUCGUCCCGUUGCGUACUACUCCUCUCGACUGACCCCUGUAGUUCUCGGUAUGCCAGGUUGUCUAAGAGCAGUGGCCGCUGUUGCCAUUUUGAUCGACAAAUCUUCUCCCAUUGUACUGGCUCAUGACUGUGUCGUGCAUGUUCCACAUGCAGUGUUACACAUUUUGAACACAUCUGCAACACAGCACAUGACAGCAGCACGCCGCUCAGGUUACGAGGCAAUAAUUCUUUCAAGUCCCCACAUAACUUUAAAGCGCUCACCUCCAAUAAAUCCAGCUACUCUGCUACCAUUGAUUGAUACAGAUGAUGAGCAUGACUGUAUCGCCCUUAUUGAAAUGUGCACAUCUCCGAGACCAGAUCUGCUGCAAACACCGAUACCAAAUUCUGAUAUGGUUCUUUAUACUGAUGGUUCGGCUAGCAGACCAUCUGACAACGUACAUUUGGCUGGUAAAGUUGCCACUAUCUACACUGACUCGCGAUACGCAUUCGGCGCUGCGCAUGACUUUGGACAAUUAUGGAAAAUGAGAGGUUUUGUCUCAUCCUCUGGUAAGCCAUUACAGCAUCACGCGUUGGUAAAUGAUCUAUUAGAGGCUAUUUUGCGCCCGUCACAGCUCGCGAUUGUAAAAUGUGCAGCCCACACUAAAGGAAAUGAUCCUGUUUCACAAGGAAAUGCAAUGGCUGAUACUGCAGCCAAACAAGCCGCACUUUCCUCCUCCUCCAUGGUCCAUCAAUAUACCUCCACACAACCCGUCAAUCCAAUUCCAGUACCUUCCGCUAAUGAUGUCGUGAAAAUGCAAAAUCACGCUGAUGACAGGGAGAGAAGUCUUUGGUUGCGUAAAGGUUGUGCAGUUGAUUCGGAGUCUGGCUUGUGGCUCCACCCGGAUGGGCGACCAGUUUGCCCAAGAGCUCUCCUACAUGUCUUGGCACGUGUGGCACAUGGACCAACACAUGUAGGAAGAGGGGUGAUAAAUGAUGUUAUUCGUUCACAAUGGUUUGCACCAGGCAUUACACAAGUCUCACAAACACUUGUAGACAGUUGUAUGACGUGUCAACAGACCAGAAAGAAGAAUAGCACAGUGAAGCAUGACCAUCUGGAACCUCCAACAGGUCCCUUUGUAAAUUUGCAAAUAGACUUUGUACAUAUGCCAAGUUGUCAAGGCUACAAAUAUUUGUUAGUUGUGACAGAUCGAUUCUCAAAAUGGGUUGAGGCUUUCGCGACAAGGAAAGAAGACGCUCGAACAGUUGUUAAGUGUCUGCUAAAAGAGGUGAUCCCUAGGUUUGGAGUGCCACAGGGAAUAGAUAGUGACAGAGGUCCGGCUUUUGUAUCAAGAAUAACGCAGGGUCUGUCAGAUAUCUUAGGGUUCAAGUGGCAGUUACAUGUUCCAUAUCACCCACAAAGUUCUGGUCAAGUUGAGAGAAUGAACGCAACUAUCAAAGAUCGGUUGACCAAAACAGUGCUGACAACAGGCCUAAAAUGGCCUGAUGCACUGCCUAUUGUGUUGUAUUCCAUCCGAAGCGCACCAAGCGCAACAACAGGACUAAGUCCUCAUGAGGUGUUAAUGGGGAGACCAAUGUCCACAGGGAUAAGUCCCCCUUUGACACCACACAAAACUUCUCUGCUUUGGACGGAUGAGUUUAUGACUGAAUAUGUAAAAAGACUAACUGAAAUUUUGAGAAAAUAUCAUUUUCAGGUAGCUGACAGGCUCCCAAAGCCCUCUGAGGAGCCAAUUCAUCCUUUUAAGGAAGGAGAUUUUGUAUUAAUCAAAUGUCUGGAAAAAGUGUCUUUGUCUCCCAGGUGGAAAGGUCCCUACCAGGUGUUGCUGACAACUAGGACUGCCCUAAAAGUCGAGGGCAGAGCAGAAUGGGUUCACGCCACAAGAUGCAGGUUGGCUCCACCAACCGCUGGCGAAAGACUGCUGAACCCUGGCGAGUAACCGGGAGGUUACUUUUCGUCUUCCUCCUACUGUCCAGGCUUGGACAAGGAGCUGAUCGGGGCUUUCUGGAUCGUGGGGAGCGGGACGGCUCUCCGACUCCGCAAAGCAAAGAGCAGGGAGGCUUUCCUGCUCAGGACACAGUCGGUGUCAUUGACCCCUCACCCCAAAAAGAGGGGCGUUCUUUGCUGAGUGUUCUUGGAAAGGCGAACACUGAGCUCAACUCUGAACGUGAGAACAGUUUGACAGGUUCCUGUCGAAGCUGCAGCAACGUGAGUCUUGACAUAGCAAAAACACAAGUUGAUGAUGUUGCUAUAAGAGAACUUAAAGGAAAAGUGCUUGAAAAGACUGACAAAUUUGUAUUUCCUGCUCUCUUACGAACUAAACGAACUGUUAAGCCUGUUGUGUUUGAAUGUCCAAUUGACAGAUGUGAUGAGAAUGAUUGUUAUGUUGCUCACCCCUUGAUUUUCUCCCAAGGUAAAUGGUCGUGGAAAACGCAUGAUAAAGCUCUGAUUAAGACGGAGUUGAGUGCAUCCAGGUUAAUGAAGGUAACAUUCACACCUACAGUGUCUAUGAUUGAACCUCUGGAGCUGUGGUGUUUCACCAAACUGCAAUUGGAAAAUGACCCAGAUUGUAAAUUGUGGAAUGUUAAUUACCAAGAUUUCCCAGGGGAGGCGCACAGCUGUAAAACCUCUGAUGAGGAAAAAGCGGAUGAAGGUGAUAGGUUUCUCUAUGCUGGUCAUUUUUCUUCCAUAAAUACACUUGAGGCAGCCAAACCUAAAUCAACAAGGCGUGAUGGAGGUACAGGUGAAGUUUCUCAAACUCUAGUGCAAAAAA
This is a messenger RNA of Larimichthys crocea (large yellow croaker), 5695 nucleotides long. RefSeq lists its product as uncharacterized. Lineage: Eukaryota; Metazoa; Chordata; Actinopteri; Sciaenidae. The record is from RefSeq and is a predicted model, not a curated record. Gene Ontology annotation, molecular function: aspartic-type endopeptidase activity; RNA-DNA hybrid ribonuclease activity; nucleic acid binding. The transcript has 2 exons. Gene Ontology annotation, biological process: DNA integration; proteolysis. Bases 947 to 4861 code for a protein of 1304 amino acids.